AUGGCCGGUACAGCAGCAGAUCAUCACCACCCACGCCGCCACCGCAUGCCGGACCUGGUCCUCGACUCCAAGAUGGAAACCUCCAAAGUCGGCAGGGGCUGCAUUCAGCACACGCUCCUCAAGCCUCCCGUCGUCCGCGGUGAUCGCGCCCUCGAAGUAAAGCAGACAUGGCGUCGGACGUCGACCGUCGUCUCGGACCGAAUCUUCCUCGACAAGUGUACAAGCACCGCCGAGGUGCGAGCCGUCAAGGUGCUGAACGCCCAUCUCGUCUACGCCGACCUCGACCAUGUCCGCGAGCUGGAGGCACUGGCCAAGUUCUCCGGGCUCAAGUAUGCGCACUGCUUUGUCAACUCGGACGGCUGGUACGAGCUGGACGGGGACGUUGUCGUCUCGAUGGAGUACCUGCCCCUGGGACAUCUGGGCAGGUAUCUUGCCAAGCCUCUGCUCGAGGCUGGGGCUCGUGGCAUUGUGAAACAGCUCCUCAAGGGGUUGAGGUACAUGCACAAGGCCGGGUUUGUGCAUCGGAAUCUGAUGCCAGAGAACAUCAUGGUAAAAGCCAUCAACCCUUCCUGGGUCGUCAAGAUCGGCGGCUUCGGCUGCGUCACCAGGGAUCCGUCGGACGUGACAACGGGCUGCCCGCAAAACCGACUUUCCGAAGCGUACUCGGCGCCCGAGCUUCUCCGGCUCACCAAAGCGCGGGCAGACGUCGCAUACGCCGUCGACAUGUGGUCGCUCGGCGCCGUCACCUUCCGCCUCCUCACCGGCGCCACGCCCUUUGACGACCAAGGGGGCAGCCGCGGCAAACACAGCCUCAAAAGAGGCCGCCGCGACUUGCAGAUAUGGAAGCUGUACGAACAAGGCGUGUCAGAACCCGCCCGGGACUUUAUACUCGCCCUGAUGGAGCCCGAGGCCGGCGACAGGCUUUCUGCCGCCAAGGCAGCGGCUCACCGGUGGAUCAAGCCUGGGCCGUCGCUGAGGGCUGGAGGAGGCCACGCCGGCUGCGAGACCUGCAGCGAGACGCUGAUCGGGCACGACAACGGCAGCAGCAGCAGCAGCAGCAGCUCUACCCCCGUGCAGCAGGGGCGGAGCGGCCCGGUUGCGGCGCUGCUGGCGAUCAAGAAGCGGCUCGAGACGGACGUGCAGCCGCAGUGCGCCGCCUUCACCGGCACGAGCCAGGAGUACGCGCGGCUGAACCACGCGCUGGAGCAGCUGCAGUUGGACGUGGACGGCGUGCCAGGCCGCGGCGAGGACGAGGCGGCGCGCGCACUCGGCAAGCGCCUGGUCGACACGGCGCAGUUCGAGCUGGGCCGCCUGGACGAGGCGUUGAGGUGCGGCGGGCGGCGGUGGUGGGAUUGCAGCUCGUGCGGCAGGUCGGUGAGGUUCCGCAAAGGGGCGAGGGAUGGCACGUUCGAGGUCGACAGAGGCGAGAGGACCAACAUGGUCGUCGUGGCUGACCCGCUGUACUUUUGCAAGUGCCAAAAGGACGCCGUGUGUUUAAAGUGCGGCGUAGUCGAGGCCGAGGUUUGCAAGUGUUACAAGAAGGGUGAUUGGAGGAGCCGACAUGGAAAAAGACGGGCUUGA
Pyricularia pennisetigena is the source of this 1581-nucleotide messenger RNA. RefSeq lists its product as uncharacterized. Gene Ontology annotation, molecular function: protein serine/threonine kinase activity; ATP binding; protein-folding chaperone binding. The transcript has 2 exons. Gene Ontology annotation, biological process: peptidyl-serine phosphorylation; protein autophosphorylation; autophagy. NCBI's taxonomy places the organism in Eukaryota, Fungi, Ascomycota, Sordariomycetes, Magnaporthales, Pyriculariaceae. The record is from RefSeq and is a predicted model, not a curated record. Gene Ontology annotation, cellular component: autophagosome; cytoplasm. The coding region runs from base 1 to 1581 and encodes 526 amino acids.